CGCAGCAUCCGUGGCCGCUUGUUGGUGCUGCUGCUGCUGCUGCUGCUUCUGCUGCUGCUGGUGUCGUCUGUCCAAACAGCGAUCGCUGUGCCGGAGAUCCUUGGCUCCGACGCUUGCGCAGGAACACACCGCUUGUCCCCGCAGGCACUGCCGCAUAUCCUCUGUUGAACCUUCUCGAUGCUACCUUCAUCAAAGCCCAGGAAGCGAUUGGUUCUGGACGGGCAAACCAUCUGCUCAACCGGUCUCUCGGACGAGGAGCGGACCGAUCUCCGAGCCAAAUCCAUCGCCCUCGGAGCAAUCUUCAGCCCCAACUUCACAGAGCAUAUCACCAUCCUCGUCGCCAACGAUAUCGGAUCGCAGAAAUACAGGGUUGCAGUCAAGAUGGGAGUGCCCAUCGUCACAGUUGACUGGAUCGACGAUUGCAUGCGGGUCCACUCCAUGAAGACAGCAUCAAGCAUAUCGCUCGAAGAACUCAUUGAGAGCCAUCGCAUCCCUUUCCUCAGCGACACCGUCAUUUGCACAACUGGCUUGACCGCAGACGAUCGCGAAACCAUCGAAAUGAACGUAGAAAAGUACGGUGGACGGUUCAGCGGCGAUCUCAGCCGAGAAUGCACUCAUCUGAUUGCCGAGAGUGCCUCUGGGAAGAAAUACGAGUUCGCAGUUCGAAACAAUAUCCCAAUUGUCACCCAGGGCUGGUUCCACGAGUGCAUCAAUCGUGCAGAGGUUAUCAACACCGAACCCUUUUCCCUCGCUCCGCGGCUCGCACGCUCAGACUCCGAUAAAACGAGCGUUGAAGUCCUGCUGCCCGAACAUGGGCUCCUCAAAGCCGAGUCUCUCAAGGUCAUCAAUCUCGACGCCCCUGCACAUAGCCCAUAUCUCGAGCUCAGUAUCUACGCCGGAUCCGAGUUCUCAGCAAGCGAGAUGCAGCGCAUUCGUGCGAUGGUGCACGAUGGCUGCGGUGUGCUGGCCCAAGUGCUCGACGGCUUUGUCACCCACUGCGUUUUCAUGUCAGCGGAACGGGUCACCCCUGAUGAGCGCCAGCUGCUUCAAAAUAUCAGCAAGAGCGGACGAGACAUCGAGAUCGUGGAGCUGCAGUGGCUGGAAGCAUGCUACGCCGCAAAGACUAUUGUCGCGCCGGACUCGUUCCGCCUUGCGCUACAACCCGGCGCCUCUCAUACGAUCGCCAGCAACGCCAACGCUCCACGGGAACCCCAGCCGGCCUUGCGGCGCUCAUCGACGCUGUCCAAUCCGAGUAGCACCGGUCUCACUGUGAAAGUGAGCAAGCGGAGGGAUACAAGCAUGUCCAUGUAUGGGAACCUGAUGGAGCUCGACGACGACGCAACCGUGUUCGGCGUUGCCAAUGCGGUGCCGAACAAGUCAUCUCUUUCGCACCAGUACUCGAUUCAACUCGAGUCGACUGACAGCCAAGUUCAAGAAAACGGAAAUACUGAUCCGCCGCAGAUCUUCAAGGGCAUGCAUUUCGCCACUCAGAACUGGUCUCCUGACGAGAAACGCACGAUCAGAAGCGAGAUUAUUCUCUCUGGCGGGCAGUUUCACGAUGUCGUUCCCGAUUCACAGAGCGUCGUCUACAUGAUCGUGCCGUUUUCGGGAUCCACGGACUUUAAGCCACUGCCAAACUGCUGCGUGGUUACCGAGUACUGGGUCGAGUACUGCAUGGUGAACAACAAGUGUUUUCCGAUCACUGGAAACAUCCUAUUCAGCCCCUGCAAGUUCGCGCUGCCGAUUGGCGAGUUCACCACUUUGCGCUUCAGUAUUACAUGCAUGGAAAUGGCCGACCGGCUGCACGCUGUCCGUCUCGCACGGCAACUCGGCGCACAGUGCGAAGAAUACUUCACCAACCACGACACGCAUUUGAUCUGCGGCACAAGCACCACAACGGUCUCCAAGAAGCUCGAGCGCUCUGCGACGCUAGGGAUCCCGGUUGUCAAAUACGAAUGGCUGCUGGAGUGUGUUAGGCAGGGACGAAUGGUCGACCCUCGGCCUUUUACGCUCUCGCUCACGACUGGGUCGGACACUGCACCCACAAGCAGUCCUGGGAACACCAAAUCAUUCGAGGCCGAGGGUCCGCAGUCAUCCAUGGACAUUUCAAGUGGUGCCAAGCCGUCCCUUCUGCGAGCUGAAUCAAGCCGCGGCUCCGAAUCGGAUAUCCCAACCCGCGACUUGCAGCACGUACUCAAGGACGUUGUCAUCAGCUUCAGCGAUCGCGUGAUGAAACAAUACCACGAGUUAUCGCGGAUGGCCAAGAUGAUGGGGGCGAGCGUGCUGCCCAAAUAUAGCCAGUCGUGCACGCACCUUCUCUAUCACGCAACCAGAAUCAGCGAUCAAACCGUGGAAUACAAGUACGCUCGCCAGGCAAACAAGUUCAUUGUGUCGCCGCUGUGGCUUGAGAAGUGCGCUGCUACAGGAACCCGUCUCAACGAGGACGACUUUCCCUAUGUGAUGAAUGCGAACAAGGUGCUGCCGAUGACCCUGUCCCAGAGUGUCAAGAAGCCUUCACCAACAGCAGCAGCCCCAAGCCGCACACGAAAGUCGAAUCCACAGCCGGUCUUGCAGCCGGAAGGAACCAGUGAGAGCGAGACAUCCCUUCUCGGCGCACCGGACUACUUGAUCGGAAAGUCGUCAGAGUCCCGCCAGAUGCCGGACGAGAUCAAGAUGGACGAGGGCAUGAACCAAGUGCUGGAGAUGCUGCACUCCAAAACAAGCAACGAAAAGUCGCGACGACCCAAAAUCCAACGCUCUGUUCCAAGUCUGCUGAGUGCUGCAUCAAAAUGCCCCGUGCUGGACGAGAACGAUGACAGCACAACAAAAGAAGACAAGAGCACGGGUCAGGGAUCGAUCACUGGAUCAAGUGCUCCUCACGAGGGCGACUCAAUCGUCUAUGACGAUCCAGAAUCGCGCAAGGUCAAGAGGAAGCUGAUAGACGAGCUAUCUCACGGCAAGCGGGCCCGAGCGAUGACUUCGCCCGAUGCACGCAUGCAAAUCGAUCCGAUGAUCAAGCGAGGGUUGAAUCCGACCCAACACGAGGAGAGCGACGCCCCAAAGACACCCUCAAAGUCCUCUAGCAGCACACAAAGGAGCAGCACCCCGACAACCCGGCGGAUGACCCGGCGACACAACGUCAGCAGCAGCGGCACGGGCGUCCCGCGCUUUCUCAUGACAGGCAUCUCGCAGGACGAGCGGCUCCGGCUGGGAAAGAUUUUGCGUGAUCUCGGCGGCACAGUCAUGGGCUCGGAGAACUGGCAUCCCGACUGCACGCACCUGAUCCUGUCGCAUAUGGCACGAACAGAAAAGUGCUUAGCUGCCUGUGCCUCGGGUGUUUGGAUGCUCCAGCCGAAAUAUGUGGAUGCGUGUGCUAGUGCCGGAGAGUUUAUCGAUGAAGAGCAAUAUGAGUGGAAGCCCACGGCCGCAACGCCCAUGGAUGAACUGAUGCUCUAUGGAGCUGGGCACUAUUGGAGAAAAAAGCUGCAAAACUUCCAGCACCCAGACCGGCCUCGCAAAGGCGCCUUCGACAGCUGGAGGGUGCUCCUCGUUAUCGAUUCCAAGAAGCGAGAUGGCUUCUACCGGGUCCUCCGAGCGGGCGGGGCUGAAGUGAUAUCGUGGGAGGCGGAUGAUUGCAACGAAACCAGGCUCGCGCAAACGGAGCCCACACACAUCCUGUCGGAUGUCUCGCGAUUCAGCACCGCCCAAAAGCUCGCAAAGCUCUGCCGGCCCCACAAAGCACAGUUUCUCGAUUGUAUGUAUGUCCCCGAAUUUCUCCUUAGCCCGGAAUCGACGCUUUCGACCGAGCAGUUUGUGCUGCGGAAUCGUCAAAGAGCACCAAGCGAAGCUAGACCCGCAUCAUAGCCAAGAGGACAAGUCUCUGUUCGGCGGUAUGCCAUCGGAAAUAUACAGCUUGAACAAAGCGGGACAGUGCCCAGCUGGGUUUGUUCGCACGCCGGCCGCAGCCUGGUGUUGGAGUAGUCUUGAGAGAGAGUGGACAUGCGCUCGAUGGACAUCCUCCUCUCCCUUCAACGAUUCACUCCCAAAGACAGCCACCGUCACAGUCUCCUUGGACACACA
Polychytrium aggregatum is the source of this 4080-nucleotide messenger RNA. RefSeq names its product BRCT domain-containing protein. Gene Ontology annotation, biological process: mitotic DNA replication checkpoint signaling; mitotic G2 DNA damage checkpoint signaling; DNA replication initiation. NCBI's taxonomy places the organism in Eukaryota, Fungi, Chytridiomycota, Chytridiomycetes, Polychytriales. The record is from RefSeq and is a predicted model, not a curated record. The transcript has 24 exons. The coding region runs from base 178 to 3864 and encodes 1228 amino acids.